Molecule: messenger RNA, 1342 nt
Organism: Rhodotorula graminis WP1
Lineage: Eukaryota; Fungi; Basidiomycota; Microbotryomycetes; Sporidiobolales; Sporidiobolaceae
Exons: 5
Coding region: 11-967 (318 amino acids)
Source: RefSeq, a predicted model, not a curated record
GCGGCGCACGAUGCGCGUCCGCUCCCUCGCCGCACAUUCAGCCCUCACGGCCCUCGCCCUGUCGCCCCUCGCCCUCGGGGCCUCGUCGAGUGCGGCACACAAGGCCAAGAAGCUCGCAGCAGAGAGCAACCCGGACGACCCGACCGGCAAGACCCUCUACGUCACCGAGCCGGCUUGCGGGUUCUACCGAUGCGUCGUCACCUGGCCCAUCGGCGCGCACGUCGCCGUCAACUGGCUCGGUCCGCCGGCGGGUGACGUCUCGGUCUCGCUCGUGAGCAACAUCGGCGGGCCGACCUACACGAUCCUCGCCAGCACGCCGGGCACCUCGCAAGAGGGCUACUGCGAUAGCGGCUACGGACAAGGCGUCCUCGCGCCCGGUCACGAGUGUGGGCGCGUCGAGUUUGUCGUCCCGCAGGACUGGGAGCAGAUGGAGAACUACACGAUCGCGGUCCAGUCGCUCUCGGACGGGUCGCUCGCCGGCUACACCGACGCCAUCACGAUCGCGCCCUACAACGCCUCGUCGCCGUCCGCCGUCGCGUCGGCCGACAUCCCGCGCGGCACGUCGGCCUCGAUCGUCGCCAUCCCGGCGCCGACGAGCACCAACUACGACGCGAGCACCAAGUACACGGGCAAGGUGCCGUCGCCGACCGCCGCCGGCGCUGCGACCCCAUCCUCCUCCUCCUCGACACCCGCCUCGUCCACCUCGGCCGCCGUACCGUCCACCUCGUCCGCCUCGGUCAUCUCGACGAGCGUGCGGGCCAGCUCGACCGGCGCCGACUCGGUCGCCGUCACCUCGUCCGUCGGCCAGACGGUCGUCAGCUCGGCGGUCGCGACGCCUUCCGCACCGGCGUCGUCGUCCGCAGCGGCGCCGAGUGCAGCAGGGCAGACCAACACGGCGUCCGGGCAUUUCGCGCGCGCCGCCGCAGGUCUGUGCGCCGCAGCAUUCGGCGUCGCGCUCCUCGCAUAAUCACCUCGACAACCUCCCUUUCCCCUGUCGCCCUCACACCUUCGCCUUUCACUUCCUUCCCGUAUCCCCUACACAUCGUUCUUCCCUCUCGUCCAUCUCUCACGCGAUACCUCGUUCGCCCCUCUCGGACCCGCACCAGCACCCUUAACUUAUCCUCCGCAUCGCCUCCCUCCCUCAUCUUUCGUCCCCUUCGCACCUCUCGACUCUCGUAAUCCGCCCUCGUACCCCCCUCAUUGUCGUAGGACUCUCUCAUCAUCCCCUCACCCUCGGUUGAUCCGACCUCCCCCUUCCUCCCUCGCACUCAUUCCUCGCGCCUUGGACAGACAGACACUCCCCGUAGCUCCCGCUCGACGCGCAAGGUACUCGGUUCUCUCG